Molecule: messenger RNA, 3671 nt
Organism: Ostrea edulis (European flat oyster)
Lineage: Eukaryota; Metazoa; Mollusca; Bivalvia; Ostreida; Ostreidae
Product: neuropeptide FF receptor 2-like
Exons: 1
Coding region: 1619-3013 (464 amino acids)
Biological process (GO): G protein-coupled receptor signaling pathway
Cellular component (GO): membrane
Molecular function (GO): peptide binding; G protein-coupled receptor activity
Source: RefSeq, a predicted model, not a curated record
UGAAUAAUAAUCCUUCCCGUUGAACAUGCGCCUGGUUUUGACACAGUAGUUAUUCACUGAUAAGGAUAUAUUGAUCUUUGUCUGAAGUGACAAGUUUCAGGAGAUAAAUCAAACCUCUCAUUUCUAAUCUACAGACAUUAUAUCAUUUGAUUUAUUAUUUUCUGAAGCUGUACAUGUGUGGUCAUUUAAACAUAGUUGAUUCAUCAUCAUAUCGUUAUAUUAUACAGUAUAUCGUAAGUACUCUCUGUAAUUUUGAUUCCAAUGUUUCAGCCCUCAGUAAAAUGUCAAACUGAAGCAAAAACAAGAAUUCAUACCGUACUUCCACCGGGGAUUCUCCGCCAUUAUCGCCCGAAAACAUGUCUCUAACCGUUGUGGAUGGAUCUUGGUAAACAUUUUCGGAAGGGUAGGUCUUAUAUGCAAGUAGGUUAAGAGAAAAGAAAUCAUGCUAGGCACAUGCAAAAACACUGGACAGUUUACUGUGAUAUCCUUUGUAAUGCGUAGUGGGGUUUGCCGAGAUUUCCUCUCCGGUGUUCCGUACCUGACUGAGGUAUAUCUCUUCGGGUGUUCCCUAGUUUUAUGUAGAUACUCUAUUUGUUACUUUAUUCCUCAGUCAGCGGUCGCUAUUACUAUGAAUUAAAUUAAUCAUUGAUUCUUGAUUUGUUAACGAAAUGCAACUAAAUGGAUGAUGACAAAUACUAAUAAAACUGCAUCAUUUCAUUUCAUUCAUACCGCGGUAUACAUGUAUUAUACAAAUUCAGAAUCCUUUUAACUAUUUCUUCAAAGCCCUCUUAAAAAAACUUUAAAAUGUGUUUAUUUGUAACGAAAUCACGGCAAUAUUCUAGACCUACAUUUUAUUCAUACCUUCGUGACCCAUGUCCAACUUGAAUGACCGAUAGCAUCGAAUUAUCCAAGCGAAAAAUGGGUUUAACAUUAAUGUGCUGUGGACAUAAUAGAAUUACCCAAUAUAAUGGAUUUGAAUAUUCUUUAUAUGUAUAUUAUACGAUGAAGAGUUGAGAUUUUCCUUAAAUAACAGUCAGUCUUAGUUUCUCCUUUUCAUAAUAGCUUAUGUCUUGCGGUAACGAACGUGAGAGAGCUUGCACUUGUGAGACAGCGGAAGAAGACUUGAAACUUCAUUGUCGCCGACACCCAGUUGACUUUCCGAUCGAUCGUAACUCAUUGACAGAUGUAUAAAAGUGAUCCAUCACAGAGACUGAAGCCAAUUUUAUAGCUGAAAUAUCCGGCUACAACAUUCCAAGUCUAAAAGCCAUUCGUCCUAUGCAUCCGGUACCAAGACAAACAUCUUCUGCCAGAAAGCUCGGAAAACUUUCUGAGAGUCGGAGGAAUUUGCAACGAGAAAACGUUGGUGCUUAUAGAGGUGAAGCUACAGAGGAAAUGGGAAUCAGAAGUGACUUCUUUCUCUCAACAGAAUUUUAUUUUCGGGUAUUUGAAUAACUGAGGUGUUUAAUACUGGUGAUUUUCUCAUUUUAAGAGAUUCGAAAAAUCUUCAAGACAAAUGGACCCGAUGCCGGUUGCCUGUUAUUUUUGCUCUUCUUUAAUCUUCAAAUAUUGUCUAGCCUGAAAUAAGUGAAACAGUGACUACAUUUUAGACAAUUUCAGCAUGGAUUAUGACGAUUAUAAUGAUACGCUUUUUGGAGGUGUCCCUAUUCCUCCUGACCCGGAAGUGGAGCCGACCGCUCAGCUCCUCACCACCCCGCCACACGUGUCAGUGGCACGACCGGAAGAGCUAUUCUGUCCACGCUGGCUACGAGAGCAGUCUUGGCCCAAUUCCACGACUAUCGAGGACAUUAAUGCGAAAUUUCGUCGUAGAAACAUCCCGGGGAUCUACUUCAUAUCUCUGCAGAUGCUUCUUGGACUCAUUGGAAAUUUACUAGUCAUUGUUGUUUACUUUACCCGAUUUAAGACUUCCAACUACCGAGUUUUUGUCCUGUUUCUGGCUUUUUUAGAUCUUAUCAAUUGUGUGUUAGUAAUGCCGUUUGGAAUUCUAUAUUUGUACUAUCCCAUAAACUUUCCUUCCAACUUGAUAUGCAAAGCUGGACACUUCGUAGGAUUUUUUGGAGGUGUUGCCUCACCGUUUAUGCUCGUAGUAAUUGCUAUAGACAGAUUCCGCAAAGUGUGUAAACCAUUAAAAUGGCAAAUUACAGAAAAACAAGCGAAAAUCAGUUGCAUUGUGAUUGUUUUUAUGACUUUGAGUGUCACCUGGUUUACACCUUGGUUUUAUGGAAACAUAACGGUGAAAACAGAUAUACAUGGUAUAAACGGCACAAGGUGUUUCAGGGUGGAGAACCAAUUUUUUGCUUCUUUGUCCAAGUGGUACUACAGCGUCCUUAUGUCCAUGUUUAUCGUUGUCACGAUAUUUCUGUCUGUUUUGUACUAUUUCAUCAUGAAAAGGGUACACGUCCAUUCGAAAUAUUUCUCUAGGCGACAUAAAGGUUCUAUGGGAUCGUGCAACAAACAUCUUCAAACCAGAAAGUCGACAGUAACCUUCAUGAUAAUAACGGUCGUAUACGUCAUCAGUACUCUUACCCAUGAUGCCCUUGCUAUGAUUUUGCACGUAAAAGCUGACUUGGAGUGUGACCUUACGUUCACUACCGGGACUAUCUACUAUACGUUUUUCUGGACAGUAUUUCUGAAUAAUGUGUCAAAUCCUUUUAUAUACGGGCUGUCUGAUGACAGAUUUUCUUCGUUGAUCAAGGAAUUAUUCAGAAGAAGAGAGUCGGGGUGGUUAUCCAGAACCACUAUAAGCAACACAACAUCAAAUUCCAAAAGAAGCUCUACAUUGUCGGGCAUGAUCAUACAAUUCCAAAGACAAUCAGUUUUUAACAAGUCCUCUACACAAGCAGACUUAUUCCGGAAACAAUCCUUAUCUAAUAGGUUUUCCACACAGUCAAACUUAGUUCGCAAGCAAUCUACAAUUAGCAAGAGCUCAAAUGCUGCAGACUUGCAUCGCAAACAAUCUGUUGCCAGCGAAUCGUCUAAUGGGGUAAAAGUUUGAUGUUCGUCACUUACAUCCAAUGGUUUGCAUAGUUAAAACGUGUGGAUAUUUUGCUGUUGACGUUGAAUGUUAACUGCAUACCAACUAAAUGGGCACGUUUAGUUUCAGUUUAUGUGUAUGUGAAUUUGGUGCAUUUUGAAUGCCUGUUAUUCUCCAUUCAAUGUAUUUAUUCUUUUUUGUCCAGGUGACGUAAAAUAUUGUUAUUCAAUGUAUAACGAAGGGGGAUUCAACAAUUUAAAACGAUUUAAUUCAAGAUAAAUGUUUACUGUUAAAUAAUGGUGAAAGUUAAAUUGAGGUAUUAAGUGAUAAAUUUUAUUUCAUGUUUUUCAAAGAGAAAGUUUUCCGAGUAUGUAACUUUUGAAAUUUGUAUGAAAAUAUAAUUUCUUUGGAAAAUAUUUAAUGAAAACAUGCUUUUCCUAUAAAUAUCAAUGUAAAAUUCAAUGGGAUAUAAAUCAAGCUGUGAUAAAACUGGUGGAUUCUAUUUAAAAUUAUAUGAUUAUAUAAGUUACGCCAUCCAUUUAUUAGAUAUGAAAUAUGAUCGUUAUACAGUGAAUAGCUUGUGUAAUUUAUUGUUUGUUUUGUUUUUAUACUGGAUUGUUAGCCUAAGGAAGGAGCCAUCAAUUCUAUUCAUAUUACCCAAUAAAGAGCUAUCACACAA